AUGACCCCGUUCCGAAAUGCUUCGGAGAUAUGUCCAAAUUACCGGCGUCGUCUACGUCAAGCCUCUUUGCAAGCCGAGCUGCGCCUCUUCGAUAGCAUAGAAGUGGAACUAUCACAAGAAGAUAUCAGCAAAAAGAAACUAUCGCGAAUAUCUUCAGAAUCGACGAACAACCUUCGCAUUUCGAAAUCUCUAUUCGCUCUCAUCGUAGCGGUGUGCUGUAUUCUUUUCAUCACCACAGUCGCAAUCUCGUUCUUGGCGAUAUCUUUCUACAUGGCACUUCACUCACAAAAACACAAGACACUUUAUUCGAUGCAUCAAUGA
Messenger RNA from Ostertagia ostertagi, 321 nucleotides. The record is from the annotation of a GenBank genome assembly. NCBI's taxonomy places the organism in Eukaryota, Metazoa, Nematoda, Chromadorea, Rhabditida, Trichostrongylidae.